GCUGUGGUCGUCAGUCCUCGGCAGUGUGGAGAGGAAAGAGGAGCAGAUCGGUUGGUCAGCAGAGCAUUUAUUAUGUUUAUUACAUUUAGCCAUCCGUGCAGAGAUUAAAGGGCUGAAGCAGAAAACGAAGGCGCGCGACCACACACACACCACGUGAUCAAAUGCGGAAAUUGUCCGAUAGAGAAAGUAAGCGGAGGGUCUGGUGUCCACUUGUGUUUGGAGCUGCUGUUACUAGCUGCCUGUCUCCCACAACAACAACACACACAGAGAUACGGAUCUACCACCUUGGGCUGCUGUGAAUGAAGGGAGGGUCGUGUUGAGGACAGACUGUGGAGAUGACAAGGCUGUGACAGUGUGUCUGAACCAGACCAAUUCCUGUGACAUGGCUGCUGCUAAGAAGAGUGGUGCAAAAUCAGGAGGCGUUCGCUUCUCAGAGGAGCCUCCUGCUGCCGGAGCCCCAUCACAUGUUCACUUUGAUGAAAAGCUGCAUGAUUCGGUUGUCAUGGUGACGCCGCAGGAUGAUGGAAACUUCAUGGUCAAGGUUGGCUUCCUGAAGACGCAGCACCGCUAUGAAAUAGUGUUCACGCUGCCUGAGGUCCCAGCUCUGGGGAAAGAUGUUUGUCCAGCACCACUGCGCCCACACCUCCGGAUCACCGAUAUCACCCCAGCGCCAGAGGGAGGUCUGAAGAUAACGUGCGAGUACAUGGCCCACCAGGAGGGAGUUCUGUGUGAGGAGGUUCUGCUGCUGAGCGAGACCAACGAAGACGUCUGUGUCAAAGUCAAAGUCCACGCCAGAGUCAUGGAUCGCCACCACGGUACCCCCAUGCUGCUGGAGGGAGUUCGCUGCAUCGGCAUGGAGGUGGAGUACGACUCCGAGCAGAGUGACUGGCAAGGAUUUGACUGAAUCUCAGCUUUCUCACAUUCAGUCUAUCUCUGUGGCCCACCUGAUGCAAACACACACCCAUAAACACACAUAACUGCCAUCUCAGAGGUGCACAAAGUCAACACACCUCGUCUCAAAUAGAAAAACAAAAGUUCACAACUGGCCGUUGAUAAACACAUGUGAUUAGUGCCACAUACUGCUUCAUCCCAGCCUCAGUGUUCAGUGUUGGAGCUCAGAAGAAUCGCAGCUCUUCAUCCUGAGAACAUUUACAUGAAAACUUUGGUUCUGCUGUGACUUCUGUUCUGCAGCAUCUGAACGGACAGUUGUCUCCACGAUGGCAUGCUCUGUUGCUAAUCUGUGUUUUCCUUACUGAGCCUCUAGAGGGCAGCAGUGCUCCUUAAAUCCCCCUCACAUCCUUUCACUGCUAUUUGUGCUCUAUUUCAUUCCUCUCCUGAGGUGCAAACUGUAACCCACAUUGAUUUAUAUGACUAAGCAUAAACAAGGGCUCUUUUAUUAAUUAAAAAAGCUUGGAAGUGACCCUAAAGGAAGAAACAAAUCUACACAAUGCGGGAAAUGGAGUUGAACUGAGCAUGCAAUGCCUCUGUUUAGCCAUAAGGGGUCCCUGCAGACCUUUCUAUGUAAUGCUCGGCUAAUGUGAGGGCUUUUUUCAACAAUCCCAGCUGCAGUGUGGUCUCCAUUUAAAGGAAAAAUCCAACUUAAAUAGUUCAGUAUGUUCAAUCUUGAAUGUUAAAUUCCUUUCCUGACAUUUCUGUUGUACUCACUUAGUCUCAACCUACUGCUACUACUGCUCACUUUUCCCAGACUGCCUUUUAGGAAAUACAAAACAAGAAGUGUCUGUGUGGGUGAGAAGCUAAUUUGCAGCUGUAAUACUUGAGGGAGGAGAAAAUGAUGCCUCAAAACAUGUUCUCCGUGUAUAUGGCACUAAUCUGUUGACAUAUGUCUGGUUUGAUCGUUGUAAAAUAAAAGAAGCAUCUUUUUUUUCCCUCAGUAUGAGGAGGUUCCACCAAAAUGUGAGCUUUCCUUUUGGUGUUUUAUAUCUUUUAUCUCCUUUUUUUUUUUUUUGCUGAGUGGAAAAUAUUUUACACAAAACUGAAAAAAUGGAAUGAUCAAAUAGCAAAACUGUAUCAAAAAAAGGUGUUAAACAGAGAGCACAAACUGUUGAUUAAUUAAUUUGUCAGCGAUGUUUGAUAAUUAAUUAAUCAUUUCAUUUUUAAAACUGAAAUUUCAAUGGAUUUCCUGCAUGUCUCUGUUUAAUAGAAUAAAUAUAAGAUGUUUGGGGGUUUUCCUGUGCUUUCUGACCAUGUGAAGACCAAAUUAUUAUCACAUUUAUCAAUUAAAGAAGCAGUAGGUGACCAUAAUGUUGUGUUUUAGGCGGUGUUUUCCUUUAAAAACAAAUAGUCGCCCGCUUUGGCCAGUCGGACAGCGAAAUGAUUUGUUUCUUUUGCUUGAAUCCAUCAGAAACACGUGACACAAGUGCCUUUCACUGCACCGUCUCGUCUCUCAUGUCUGUUUUAACCGUCUCCAUCCUGUUUCUCGCUCUAACUACCCGACAAGCACUUGUGAGGUGAAGUGAGUAUUGGCCUGCACAUGUUCAAACGAGGGGAAAUGAAACACGUCUGCCAUCAGAAAAUCUGUCGCCAUCCCAGUCCAACAUGACACCUGCCUGUUUGUACUCUUCCCAGUGUUAAAUCCCACUUAUUCCACCAGCUCGUCUCAAACAGGCACGUCUGAUUCUCUGUCAUCUCAGUGUGAGUGCAGAUCAGAAGGAGGCGACAGGCACUUUGUCUGUCAGCUCUGCUAAUUUACAUUUGUGCUCAAACAGCAAGUGCCAUGAUCUGGCUGCACUGCCAUCUCCUUUUAUUCUUCUUUCGGAGUAUUUUCUUCUUGUGAAUCAACUACUGCAGAUUUCUGUUUUGUCAUUUAAUGCAUUCAGCCUUAAAAGAAACAAUUCAGUGUGUGAUUUCUCUUCAUAUUAGACCACGAGCUGUUGGUGUAGUGCAGAUUAAAUAGAUUUAUUUGAUGUUGGCUUGUGCACAAUAGGUCAAAGUUCCUCUUAGUGUAAAACUGAUGUGCUCGAUAGGUUACUGUUUCAAGAAUGUAGCAGUUUAUUUGUUGAUAUCUGCUCCUCGUGUGUGCGAUUUGUAUUUUUUCAUGUCAAAAACGAAUAAACAAGUGUGUAUGUUUA
Molecule: messenger RNA, 3089 nt
Organism: Acanthochromis polyacanthus (spiny chromis)
Lineage: Eukaryota; Metazoa; Chordata; Actinopteri; Pomacentridae
Gene: adisspb
Product: adipose secreted signaling protein
Source: RefSeq, a predicted model, not a curated record